This is a messenger RNA of Prorocentrum cordatum, 2574 nucleotides long. The record is from the annotation of a GenBank genome assembly. NCBI's taxonomy places the organism in Eukaryota, Dinophyceae, Prorocentrales, Prorocentraceae.
CGGGACAUCGACGACAAGGGCUUGCGGAACAUGGACUGGUGGGGGUCUCAGGCGGCCGCCCUGUCCACGGAGGACCUCUUCAUUGACCAGUGCGGCACGCUGACCGAAGUGCCGACGGCCCUCACGCACGCGGUCAACGAAGCCCGGGAGGCGGUGGUGGGUCACAUUUUCUGGAGCUUCGGCGACGCGGACUCCUUGCUGGGCUGGCACUUUCUGCUCUGCUUCGAUCGGCUCCUGUUCGGGGAGUUGCGCCGCGACGCGGAGGACAGCACCAAGACCGUCCGCGAGAGGGUGGCCGAGCGGUUGGACAUGUUUUGGGCGGGGGAGUGGGACCAGCUCAUGUGCCUCACGUCGGCGCGGGUCAAAACACGCUCCGCCCAGAAAGGCUUGUCCAAGACCGCCCAGCGCAUCCGGUACCUCUUGCACAAGGGCGAGCUGGGGAGGGCGUGCCAGGCAGCUUGGGGUACGGUCAAGACCCGGGACGUGGGCACCACACGCCAGGCAUUUCUCACACAGCAGGGCUUGGGCGAGAACGCCCGUCUAAACCGUGCGCGCUCCCUGGCAGCCGACGUGUCCACGCACCUCAUGGGGAACUGGUCGCGAGUGCCGCGGGGGGCCGGCUCGGGCCCACUGGGUGAUCGUUUUGAACAUUGGCUGCCUCUAGCCCACGCGGGCAUGAGCGGCGAGAACACCGCGCAGGUGCUGGGGGACCUGUGCAUCGGGAGCGUGCCGAGCGAGGCGAAGGACCUCCUGCUUGCAGGGCGCUUGCUGGGCAUCGCCAAUCGGGACGCGGGCACGAGAGCGGUGGCAUCUGGUACGGUCCCACGCCGAGUGAUCGGCCAGGCCGUGUGCGCCACGCGGAAGGCGGAGAUCCGCAGCGCUGUCGGGCCCUACCAGCAUGGCGUCCUGGAGCCGGGCGGGGCCGAAGCCUUACAGAAAACGAUCACCGCCCACGCAGAGUCGCGCCCCGACUGGGCUUUCAUCAGCGCGGGCGUCCGGUCAGCUUUCCGCCGCCUCCGCCGCAGGCGCCUUUUCCGGGCCCUCCGCACGCAGCGCCCUGACCUGGAGUUGCUCGCCCGGUCAAUCUACGACCGGGGAGGGGUGCACGCGGUCGCAGGGGAGGGCGAGGCCAGCUCCACGGUCGUCCAGUGGCUGGGCCUGGACGAGGGUUGCCCACUUUCCCUGGCGCUGUGGGGCGUCUUCUUGGCGGGCCCCCUAGACGAGCUGAACGCCCAGUUGCGCACGUUGCACGUCGAGGCCAAGGCGGUCGCCUUUUUGGAUGACGUCUACCUGCGGGUGCCCCGCGCGUGCGCCUCCACAGCCCUCCGGCUCGCGACGGAGCUCCUCGCGAACACGGGCUUCGAGGUUCACGUUGGGGAGACCAAGGCUUUCGCGCUGCUGCGCAACUUCGUGAACGGCUCCACCACCUACGCCCAGAGAGCACGACCAGGAGCCCCCGAGACGUGGAGGCUUACGACGACUGGGUCGUCCAUUCCGUGGGCGACGUCGCGGGCUGUGCAGUUUUUGCCGGUCAGAGAAGGAGGGGGCGGCUUCUCUUCUGCCGAGCAGCGCGCCGACCCGGCCACCCUGGGUUCCUGGUCAACCGCGUGGCGGGCAGUCCUCGCCGCGCAGGGCUUGUCCACGCUGGACGAGAGCGAGCGCGCCGCCCCAGGCUUCCACGCGGUGCCUGCGCAGGCCCGCCAGCGCACGGGCACCCGCAGGUGUGCCGGCGGAGGGCCCUCCCAGCGCUACCUGACGCGGUCGGCCCAGGCCCGGGGUCGCCGGCAGCCAGGGCAGGCGAUCGACCCGGAGGGCGCGAGCCUUCUGCGCAGCCAGGGGGCGGAAGGGGGCGCGUGGCUACAAGUGCCUCGCCGCGACGAGCACACGCUGGCCGACGACGAGUUUUGCGCGGCCUACCGCCGCCGCUUGCUCUUCGAGGACCCAGCGCGGCAGGGCGGGGCGCCGUGCCAACGCCGCUCACGCCAGACGGGCCACCCGUGCGCAUUGGUGGCGCGCCAGCGCUACGGGAGCCACGCCUGCUGCUGCGACAAGGGCCCGGGCUUCUGUAGCAGGGGCAACAGAUGCCGCGACGCGCUGGCAGCGCGGUGCAAACGAGAGUGGGGAGAGGAAGAGGCACUCACCGAGCAAGCGUGCCCAAGAUGGAACCGCGUGCGCGCAGGCGGCACCAUGGAGAGGGCAGACCUCGACGUGGUGUUGCCGCACGACCCCGUCAGCUCCGGCCCCCUCGCCAUCGACGUGAGCGCGGUCGAGGUCACCACACCAGACCCGGGCUUGGCAGCGGCCAGGUCUCGGCGCGACGGCCAAGCGGCCGCCGAUCGGGAGCGAACAAAACACCAGCGCUACCCGGGAGGCGGACUGCUGGCCGCUGCGCUCGAGACAGGCGGGCGGUGGGGCUCGGAGUUCCGCCGCUGGGCCAAGGCUGCGGCGCCCGAAGGCCUCCGGCGCGCGGAGGCGCUGGCCGACCUGCGCCAGAGCUUGGCCGCGGCCCUGCAGCGCGGGGUAGCCGCGCAGCUGCUCGCCGGCGCGGCCGGCCCCCCGCGCCCCCGGCACUAG